This is a messenger RNA of Sinocyclocheilus anshuiensis, 1409 nucleotides long. It is a transcript of the gene tex264b, whose product is annotated as testis expressed 264, ER-phagy receptor b. Gene Ontology annotation, biological process: protein-DNA covalent cross-linking repair; reticulophagy. The record is from RefSeq and is a predicted model, not a curated record. Gene Ontology annotation, cellular component: autophagosome membrane; endoplasmic reticulum membrane; replication fork. The coding region runs from base 255 to 1196 and encodes 313 amino acids. NCBI's taxonomy places the organism in Eukaryota, Metazoa, Chordata, Actinopteri, Cypriniformes, Cyprinidae. The transcript is spliced from 4 exons.
CGACCUUUUCUGUGUUUAGGGAAGUGAUUGAAUCUGCGCUUCUGAGUGUCUCCGUACCAGCUUUAACUGACUUCUGAUUUCUAUUCAUAAAUCCUCUAAUCUGUGUCCAUUUAUCCUUUAACUAAUGCAGUCGCUCAGUAAAACCCCCACAGCCAGGCUGAGUUUUGAAUUAAUGAACGAGUGAGACUGUUAUCCUCGAUAAAAGCAGCUCUCUGUUGUUCUUGUGCUCUUUCACCUCACAGCAUUCAGCUGACAUGUGGGAAUGGCAGAUUUUGAGUCUCAUAGGCUUUAUCUCUCUAGUUCUUCUUGUCAUAGCGGUAUGUUAUAUUUUGUACUCUGGACUGACCACUGAAAUCCACAUCAGGACUGGUUUACCCCCGGUCAGGAGCAUCACUAUAGCCUAUAAAUACAAAGUGGGACCUUAUAAAGACUGUGGGUCACUGUUCAGAGAGAGCUGCAGCAUUGGACCCAAGCUGUCACGCAUUGGGAUCUUUUAUGAUGAUCCGAAGAAGGUUCCAGCACAGAAGUGUCGCUAUGCAGUGGGUAGUAUUUUGAGUGAAGGCGAGGACGGACCCAAUGAGGAACAGCAGCAGCUGUAUGAGAAGAACGGCUUCCGGGUUUUUUCUUUCCCAGAGGUCACACAUGUUGUCACAGCAUCCUUCCCUCACCGAACCCCUCUCUCUAUUUUCCUGGGGGUGCAGAGGGUCUAUCCAAAGCUGAACUGCUACAUCAAGGAAAGGAAGUUGUGCGCACAUCCAUUUCUAGAGAUCUACCGAGGGGGAAUGAUCCACUAUAUGGGUCCGCUGGCUCGGCAGGGUGAUUUCUAUGUUCCCGAAGUUAGAGAGGCCCAAAGAUGGUUAUUGGGAAAAGAGUCUGAAGAGGACGGGAGGACAGACAUCACAGGUGCUGACUCCCACAGCGAGCGCAGUUCCGUGAGCCGCCUGCCCCCCUCGGAAAGCCGGGACACCUCACCUGCCCCGUCCACCACGCGGACGCACUCACACGGAGACGGAGAUCAACACUGGGACUUUGACCAUGUGGAGAGAAGCGACACCUCCAGCGUUUCUUCCUUCGAGGAGCUGGAUCUCAACUCAGAGAGGACGGACAGGUGUGACCACACCCCUCCACCAAUCACAGGAAGCAGCAAAAACAACCUGCAGGGCCAAGACAGAGAGAUGAUGGUCGAGGAAGAGUGAGAGAGCGGAAUUUUUUAGAUGGUUUUAAAGGGAUGGUUCACCAAAAAAAAGGAAAUUCUGUCAUUGUUUUUGUUGUGCAAAUAACCGAAUAGCUUUUUGCACAAUCUUUACAUACUCCAAAAAGCACCAUAAACGUGGUCCAUAUGACUUGUUUGCUCUAUUCCAAUACGUUUUAUUUUAGUGUUACUUAUGCUAUCAUAGUAUAAAUUAAUA